Messenger RNA from Cyprinodon tularosa, 8405 nucleotides. RefSeq names its product junctophilin 3 (gene jph3). The record is from RefSeq and is a predicted model, not a curated record. Gene Ontology annotation, cellular component: junctional membrane complex; endoplasmic reticulum membrane; plasma membrane. The coding region runs from base 1354 to 3747 and encodes 797 amino acids. Lineage: Eukaryota; Metazoa; Chordata; Actinopteri; Cyprinodontiformes; Cyprinodontidae. Gene Ontology annotation, biological process: regulation of synaptic plasticity. The transcript has 6 exons.
AGACAUCCACAGAUAAAGCAAGGAGAGAGAGAGAGAGAGAGAGAGAGGAGGAAAGAGAGAGAGAGAUCCAGCCAUCAGAGGAGACUGUAGGAGCAGGACAGCAGGCAGGCUGUGCGUCAGCCGGUGCUCCAUAGGGAAACCUGGAGAUGAGCAGGAGAGGACGCAGGAGCUCAGAGUAACGGGAUCAGAUAGAUGGAUGUUUCAUCAAACAGGCAACAAACAGGCAACCUGAAGGCAACCCACGCAGCGGAUAAACCACUUAUGGACGCAGUGGAUUAAAGAUCUGCAGACAGACUGAGAGGAAGAUAGAGGGAGGGGGGGACCGAAGAGGAGAGAUUCAUCAGUUUACUUCUUUAUUUUUAUUGUCAGAGGGUACGCACUGUGUGUAUGUGCAGAUGUGUGUGUGUGGCUGCAGAAGGUAGGAGACUGCAUUGCUGUUCUCCAGCACCACACCAGAAGAAGCCGUUUAAGCUGAAUAUCUUUCUGUUCUCCCCAUUUUCACUCUCCCCCUCUCUCUCUCUUUGCAUACAUGUGUUUCACCAUUGUGCAAUAGCGCUCAAUAUGCAUGUGUGAGGGCUGAGAACGAAAAAAUGAUGAGUCUGAAGUGAGUCACAGAGCCUGACUUUAAUAUCUCCAGGAUUUUGUGUCUUUUUGGUGCUGGAUUUUUGUAAACUGGCUCAAACAAAAUUUCAUUUCUAUUUUGUUAAAAUUAUGAAGCUUUCUGGAGGCUUUGAUCAGAUUCAUGCUUUGGGUUGAAGGUCCACAAGGCUGCCACUGGGGAAACUUCUCAGCUUUACACCCCAGAGAGCUGGAGGCAUCAUCAGGUAGGAGGCGGCAGAACAAGUGGGCCUGAGCGGGCAGCAGCAGGGAGUAGGAGGAAGAGUUUGUGUCGUAGACUGUGUAGGCCGUCAGAGCUGCCUAAUGGUUGAAAUUCUAGCCGAGAGAGGAUAAUGGCAGCUUUGGGGCAACUCUCCUCCUCUCCCACCUGGAUCAUCUGCAAACAAGCUGAGAGGUGCUAGUGAAAGCAGCUCAGAACCAGCCAGGAGAAUGGUGUGAUCAGUCCACCUUGCUGACCCCUACACAGCUGAAAGGGGCUAAACUUCAUAGUUCACCUUUUUUCUUCUCUUUAUGCUCCGAGCUCCUUAAAAAGAGAGGUGGCAUUUCUCCAUCUGUGUGGGAGACAUCUCCACCCCACUCCCUCUUCCUAACCCCCAAACUCCACAGCCUACAAGCUUGGUUCAGUGGCUCGCUUCUAGCUCCAAACUGUCCUUCUUCUUCCUCCCUCUGUUUUCUUUUUCUUUUCUUUUUCUUUUUGUCGAGGCUUCAAGGGAAUUGCCAAGAGCUGUUUCAUGCAUGUCCACUGGCGGCAGGUUCAACUUUGAUGAUGGGGGGUCAUACUGCGGAGGGUGGGAGGAGGGCAAGGCGCAUGGCUACGGGAUCUGCACAGGACCCAAGGGCCAGGGCGAGUACUGUGGUUCUUGGGCCCAUGGCUUUGAGCUGUUGGGUGUCUACACUUGGCCAAGCGGGAAUACCUAUCAGGGUACCUGGGCUCAAGGAAAGAGACAUGGUCUGGGCAUUGAGAACAAAGGCCGCUGGGUGUACAAAGGUGAAUGGACACAUGGCUUCAAGGGGCGCUAUGGUGUGCGGGAGAGCACAGGGACAAGCGGAAAGUACGAAGGAACAUGGAACAACGGGCUUCAGGACGGCUAUGGAACGGAGACAUAUUCAGACGGAGGAACUUUCCAGGGCCAGUGGGUCUGCGGGAUGCGUCAUGGCUACGGAGUCCGGCAGAGUGUCCCAUACGGGAUGGCGGCCGUCAUCCGCUCACCUUUACGCACCUCCAUAAACUCUCUCCGUUCCGGUUCAGAGCACAGCAAUGGGACCGCUCUGUUGGACAGAAGCGGCGCGCUGGUUCCAGGUCAGCCCCCGGUUCCGGGAACUCUGACCACCAGCGUCUCCAUGUGCAGCACGGGCAGCAGCGGCAGCAGCCCCGCAGUGUCCCGCGGAGGCUUCGUGCUGACGGCGCACAGCGAGGCUGAGCUGCUGAAGGGGAAGAGGAAAGGAGGCCUGUUUCGGAUGUCCAUCCUGUCUGGCCUCAAGCUGAGAAAGUCUGAGUCCAGAAGUUCUCUGGCGUCACAGAGAUCCAAACAGAGUUCGUUUAGGAGCGAGGCAGGGAUGAGCACAGUUUCCUCAGCUGCUUCUGACAUCAACUCCACCAUCAGCCUUGGAGAUGCGGACACAGAGCUGGCUGUUGUGGAUGAUGAUAUUGACGCCACGGCCACAGAGACCUACUGUGGGGAGUGGAAGAAUGACAAGCGGACCGGAUUUGGUGUGAGUCGGCGGUCUGACGGACUGCAGUAUGAAGGGGAGUGGCUAAGCAACAAACGGCAUGGCUACGGCUGCACCACGUUUCCAGAUGGCACCAAAGAGGAGGGAAAGUAUAAGCAAAACAUCCUGGUGAGCGGAAAAAGGAAAAACCUGAUCCCUCUCCGGGCUAGCAAGAUCCGGGAGAAGGUGGACCGGGCUGUGGAGGGUGCUCAGAAGGCGGCAGAUAUCGCCCGACAGAAGGCUGAGAUCGCUCUAUCCAGGACGGCUCAUGCCCAGGGUAAAGCAGAGGCAGCGGUGGGAGCCGCCCAGAAAGCUCAUGAGGAGAGUCGAAUGGCGAGGGUCACCGCCAAGCAGUUCUCCCCAUCCUUCCAACACCCUGGAAAUGGUAUGGAGGUUCAGCGUCCCAAACGUCAGGUUUCCAGUGAAGUAGAGGGUGAGGGGCUGUCGAGUAGUGCUGGCACAGCGGAAAGCCCAGAUCUUUACACAAAAAGUGUUGCAUCUGAUGACCCCUCCAAUGAUGCUGCCACCCCCGACCUCAGCCCACCUUCUUCUUCACCGCCCCACACACCACCUCCACCUGCUCGGCCUUCACAGCGCAGCAAGAGCGCCCGUUUCCACCGUCAGACCGCCGUGGACCAUGGGGACAGGGGGAAGGAGGGGGGGGACAGAAACGAGAAAGGUGGGGAAAGGGUGCACACGGAGAUCCAAGUGCUGAUGGAGGGAGGCAGCGGGGGUGGUGAGCGAGGGACAAAAGAGGAGUAUCCACGGGCCAACAGCUGGAGUGAGGACAGGAGGAGGGGAAUGCUGUCAAAAGGGGGGAGCGGGAUCAGCGGUCGAGGAGGAAGCCGGACCAACGGACACAAACACAGCUCCUCCAAUCACAAAACACGGGAACAUGGCUCCAAUCACAGACAGGCUAGAGGAGACAGGUGGACAGAGUCAUCAUCAUCCACCACUUGGACGUCUGGACACAGAGGAACGCACAGCAGGGGGGGACGACUGUUGGAGCAGGACGAGGAGAAGAUCAGCAACUACGAGAUAGAGAUGAAGCCUUUACAACCCAGAGACUCCACUACCCACAAGCCCCAUGGGCAUGGGGAGGAAAGGCAUGGGCACACCCACGUAGAGGGGCAUUCACACGGCGCGCCAAGACAGAGGCAUAAGAAUUGGGAGGGGAGGGAGGGGGCUAAAGACUCAACACACACAGGGGACAGACAGGGAGAGAAAAUGGAUUCACGGCCACUACGGCGAGACCUCACCCUGUCUCCCCCCCUGAAAUCCUCCCCCAUCAUACCUGAUCUGCAGGACUUCAGCCUCACGCCACAUACAGGAAACUCUGCCUACAGCUCCAUCCUGGUUGUCAUGGUGAUUCUGCUCAACAUCGGAGUGGCUAUUUUGUUUAUCCACUUUUUUAUUUAAAGGCGGCAAUGAUUUCAGUGUCAACCUACCUAUGCUAGAAACACCACAAAAUCAUAAGAGUAUUACAGCAGAUCUGCUGCGCCUCCAUCUCCCGGCUGACCAAUCCGGACCAAGGAGGGCUCCAGCCUUAGUCGGGCUGAAAUCGGGGGAAACCCGUGCUGAGCCGGGUCCAGGCAGGGUGGAGGAGACGCUGAGCCCAAAGACAGCAGAUUGGCCCAGGGGAGGAUCCUGGCUGCAGGGAGUUAAGGUAGUCCAGAUGUUGGACUUAUCAAAGCUCCUAUAGGCCCUAACAGACUGAGCUGGUCUGACUCCUCAGUCCAGACAGAACUGAUGGACUGUUUCAUUGUCAGAUUAUAGUUUUAAAAACAUUUGUAUCUUUACAUUUAUUUAUUAACUUUAUCUCUUCUCAUUUGCAAUAUGUUGUUGAUUGUAUUGUUUAUUUUGCAACCCACCCAUCCUCUUUCUAAACCUCUGGCCUUUUACCUCCUCCGCAAGCCAGGCUGCUGUUACUGAUGGUUGGGGGUGUUGGGUUUGUGCUCAGGACCUGAGGAUGGUGUUCUCCUUCCAACCACGCUCAUUUAGUCUCAUUUUUCAUGUCAUCCUGAAUGCAUGUGUGCAUGUGGGAGCAUCUGAACCCACGCAGCGUGUGCAGAUGUAGAUCUGUAACAGACCACUUUAUAUGUCUGUGUUCUCCAAGUAGCUUAGCUGCUUCUCAUGCUGCUUAUGAAUUUUAUCAAAGCUUUUCACAUUGAGCUACAGGUACAAGCUACCAGGUAUGUUCUUCACACUCUGUUCACCUCCAGACAAGUCAGUCAGAGGAUGGGGAUCCCUUUGAGUUGCAGAUUUGAGAUGAAAGAGUUCAGACAAAGUUUGGAUCAGAGGAAAUACUUCUUCCACAGUGCCUUGUAGAAGUAUUCUGACAGCAUUUCCAACAUUUUCUCAGAUUUCAGCCAAUAGCUUAGACAUAUUGUAUGAUGCUGAUGACCAACACAACAAAACACAUGCCUGUAAAGUGGAAGGAGAAUAAUACCUGGGUUUUGAUUGAAAAAGUCCGAAUAAUUUCCCUAUUGACUGGCCUUACCUGGGUACAGUCCACUACAGCUACCUACUGGAGAUAUCCAAUCCCAGAGAAAAUCUCUUUAUUGUCCCACAAUGGGAAAAUUGUGAUGUUACCGCAUCAUCAAAAGAUUAUAGAUAUCUAUAUGUUUAGAUAUCUAUAUUGAUAAUAGAAUUCAUCGAAGAAAAAAAAUCGGAUUAUAUCGGCAUUCAUCAAAAAUCUAUGAGAAAAGCACUCCGCUUUGGUAUUUUAUCCAGCAGAGCUUGUAUCCCGCACACAUGGCCGACAUGAUUGCAACCACAUUGUCUGUUAACAGAGCAUAAAACGCUACGCUACAGGAGUAGCAGCGAUGUCUGCAGUGUCAUCCUACAUUUUUUUUAAUUAAAGUCUGAAAAGAUCAUUGCAGCUGAGUGCAAAACUUAUUAAACUCAAGGUUCCCAUCUUCAAAUGUAUUAUAUUUAUUUUAUGCAAAUGAAAAAUACUGUUAUACUUAAGUCUAAUGUUUUUGUGACCCAUUGGUAAAUAAUAAAUAGGUCAGUCUUUCUUAUACCUGUAGCUGUUUACUUUUGUGUUCUAUUUGAGAGAAAAGAUAUAUAUAGAUAAAAGAUGAGAUAAAAAGAAGUACAAAUGAUUUGUGCUAAUAUUGUAUCGGGAAAAUUAGCAGGAAAUUAAGAAGAUUUAUCAGGACAUCCCUACGUGACUAUCUUCUGCUGCCAUGUUAUGAGUAAAUAGAAUCCAACUAUUUAGUUUUAUCUUAGUGUUAAUCCAGCUGUUCUAUGAAGGCCUCAGAGAUUUGUUAGAGGCAUAUCAGAGAACCAUCACCAUGUAGACCCAAGAACCAAACAGAGAGUUCAGGGAGAUAGUUCUGGUUCACUUUAAAGCAGGUUUAGAUUCUCAAUAAUGUGGGACGGCAGUGGAGUCAGGUGCAGGAGUUUGCCCUGCAAUUGGAGUUGUGUUCGAGCCCCGGCUCUGGCCUUCUGUCUUGUUGUGUCCUUGGGCAAGACACUAUAUCCACAUUGCCUACUAAUGGUGGUUAGAGGGCCAGGUGGCACCAGUGUAUGGCAGCCUCUCUUCUGCCAUUGAGCCGCAGGGCAGCUGUGGCUAGAAUGUAGUUUGCCACAAUCAGUGUGUGAAUGAAUUGGAAAAUGACUGAAUGUAGUGUAAAGUGCUUUGGUCAAGUCUCCUGACUUGAAAACGUGCUAUAUUAGUACAGACCAUUUACCAAUAAUAUCAAAAGUCCAGUCCAUCAUGUGAACACAGAGAGAACAUGGACCAACUGCAGACUCGGUAAGCAAUGAAUUCCCCACAAACUGCACACCAGGCAAGGAGGGUAAUGAUCAGAGAGGCAGCCAGAAGGUGCAUAGAUGAAGAACUUGGGAGAAGUGGAAGAAGUUCAGGCAAUCUCUUGAAAUUCAACUUUUAGCCAUUGAAACAAAUGUCUUCUUUAUCGAGUCUUUAUUCCAAUUUGUAGUUUUCCAAAAGUGUUGUAGGAAGCUCCAAGAUCUCCAAGAAAACAUAGAGGUGACAUUUUGUGUUGCUCAAAUCCAAGGACUCUGAAAUGAUUCACACUACAUUCAGUCAAUCACACACAUGUUCAACUACCUAUGGUGGUGAGCUACACUGUAGCCACAGCUGUCCUGGGACUGGCUGGCAGAAGUGAUGCUGCUUUAGCAGCUGAACACUACCAACAGGCAAGGUGGGCGAGGUGUCUUGCCCAAAGGAACAACUAAGGCAGACAGCGGGUUGAACCAUCAACCCACUGGUUAUAGAACAAUCCCCCCACCCCCUGAUGCACCAGGAGGGAAGAUGCAUAAAGCUAAAUAUAGGAUAAUCAUGAUAAAAAAUGAUACAGACAGCAGAGGGUCUAAGAUUGGGGUAGAUGUUCAUCUUGCAGCAUCCAACCUAAAUUCACUGCCAGACCUUCAACGGAUGGGUUUGAAUCAAAUUGUAUUCAUGUUUUAAAAUAGCCUAUUGUAAGCUAGACCUGUAUCCUACCAAUAUUCUCUGGUCAGACUUUAAAAUUACUUUUUGAAGAAAUUCUGCAUCCAAUCGGACUGUACUUGCCCUGACAGUCCCUGGGUGGUUUAAGACAUGCCUUUAGAUAUAGAAAAACUUCUUAUAAUCUUAAAUGUCUUUUAGCAUCAUGUAUAAUAUUCCUUUCACUACCCAAUUGUGUUGGUCUGUAACAUACAUUUGAAAGAAAGAACAUAUAAACUGGUGUGAAUACUUCUGCAAAUCACAGCUUGGAAUUUUAAGAACACUAAAUUGUCUUUUUGUUGCAUUUCGGAGACUUGGAACAUCUACAACCUCCAAAUAAUUACUAACAACGACAAAUGACCUAUCAGCUCUCAAAAAGAGAGUUCUGAUGCAAUUCUGUCCACAAGUAGAUCAGAGAUGGUAACGGUGAUACUUUGACUUGAAGGGAGGGAAAACAUCUGGAAACGACAGCAGAGGUUAGAAGUGGUGGAAUGAUGAGUGCAGUGAUGGGGUUGCAGAAGACUACAGAUCAGACUGACUAGGGACACAGACAGGUGCUUAAAAAGCAUGUUUACACUCUAAAGAGGUUGAUAGUGAUCACAUUGUUAGUUUUCAUCAUACUAGGUGGUUGCAACUGGGCCUUAUCCAAGCCUAAAGAAGGAGUCCCUAUCGAGCAUUAUUAAAUACUGGUAAUGCUGUCUGAUGGAUCUGUGAGUCCUCUGUUAUGUUGGGCCCACCUUAAGUUUUCUGAAGAAAUGUUUUUAAGGCUACUGCAGCUGCUUGUAAUACUGUACUCCUGAUGUCACCAUCACAUCUUUAGAUGCUGUUGUAAAAAUCGAAUCUCCUUGCAUAUUCAAUCAUUUUAAAAACCAUCAGAGGUCUACGUCCAUUUAAAAUUACAACUAGAUGUUUUCACUGCACAUUUUUUUGUAUUUCUUUAGGUGGAGGGAUUGCAAAUUUUUUGUAGGAGCAAGUCUGGGUGAGGUCUGGCUCAGGACUUAAAACAGAAACUGUCAUCUACUUCUGUUCUGUUACAUAUUUACCUGCAUACUUCCAUUCUUCUUCAACAUUGUGUUAAAUACCAUCAGUAACAACUUCCAGGAAGGCAGAGAGGACAUUGAAGCUUAUUUUCUUUUAUUUCUAUCCUGCUUUCUUUCUAACAGUCCAAAUACAUUUCAUAAAGAGGAAUUGAGGGGAAAUGAUGCUGUAGGUACAUUUCUGGUGUUUCUCCAACUUAUUACAACUAAUUGGUUGGGUCUACCUGCAGCCUGAGGGGCCGGUUUUUGUUUUAUUCUGGAUCCCAGGAAAAAUGUCUGAGGCUCUGCUGUAUGCCCUCAGCCUGGCGACGAGGCCCUACGCCACCAUUUUAGUCUGCAGCAUGCAACAGCAUGCCAAGCUCUUUCUAUAGGUUUGAACUUCCCUUCUUCUUUCUUUCUUUCUUUCUUUCUUUCUUUCUUUCUUUCUUUCUUUCUUUCUUUCUUUCUUUCUUUCUUUCUUUCUUUCUUUCUUUCUUUCUUUCUUUCUUUCUUUCUUUCUUUCUUUCUUUCUUUCUUUCUUUCUUUUCAGGAAAUACUCUGUUUUUUGUUUUUCGGUUGUGUGGAGAAAAUAAUGAAAGUGUUUCAAA